Messenger RNA from Menidia menidia (Atlantic silverside), 1044 nucleotides. The record is from the annotation of a GenBank genome assembly. NCBI's taxonomy places the organism in Eukaryota, Metazoa, Chordata, Actinopteri, Atheriniformes, Atherinopsidae.
AUGGAGGAGCUCGAACACACCUGCCCCCAUCCCCGGACGACCCUCACAGAGCCUGCCAUCUUUGCCCGAGAGAGCACCUGUGACUGUCGUGCACCUCAUGAGAAGCUGACCAUCGCGCAGGCUCGCAGAGGCACCCCAGUGGACCGGCCAGUCAGAGUCUACGCAGAUGGCAUCUUUGACCUGUUCCACUCUGGACAUGCUCGCGCUCUCAUGCAGGCCAAAAACUUAUUCCCAAAUACCUACCUCAUAGUAGGAGUGUGCAGCGAUGAGCUGACCCAUAAGUAUAAGGGCUUCACGGUCAUGACGGAGCAUGAGCGUUACGAGGCGCUGAGACACUGCCGCUACGUGGACGAGGUUUUGAGAGACGCGCCCUGGACUCUCACGCCUGACUUUCUAGAGAAACACAAGAUCGAUUUCGUGGCUCAUGACGACAUCCCAUACUCCUCAGCAGGAAGUGAGGAUGUUUAUAAACACAUCAAGGAGGCAGGAAUGUUUGUGCCCACGCAGCGUACAGAGGGAAUCUCAACCUCCGACAUAAUUACCAGAAUUGUCAGAGACUAUGACGUCUAUGCCCGACGCAACCUUCAGCGUGGCUACACAGCCAAGGAGCUCAACGUCAGCUACAUCAAUGAGAAGAAGUACCGGCUCCAGAACCAGGUGGACCGCAUGAAAGAAAAAGUACGCACAGUGGAGGAAAAGAGCAAACAUUUUGUUUACCGUGUGGAGGAGAAGAGUCACGACCUGAUUCAGAAAUGGGAAGAGAAAUCCAGAGAAUUCAUCGGAAACUUUCUCGAACUCUUCGGACCUGAUGGGACAUGGAAACAAGUGUUUCAGGAACGCAGCGGUCGGAUGUUGUCUUACGCUCUGUCCCCCAGAGAGUCACCCUGCAACAGUCCUCCCCGGGAACUCUCCCCCCUGCGCUCUCCCUCCCCCCCGUCUCCCCCCGCCCGCUGGUACAACGCCCGGCCGUCGCCUCCCACCUCCCCCAAAGGGGCCUGUGCCUCUAUAAGCAGCAUGAGCGAAGGCGACGAGGACGAGAAGUAG